UGUCUUACCUACCGCUAGCCUCGGCUGUGAUUAGCUUUUUGGCAUUUGCGUGCGCCCUUGCACCCGUUUGCACCCGUUCGCGCGAGCAAAGGAUCGCAGCGCUCCCCCGCGACACCGUCGACCGCAAGAAGUGGUCGCCGCGCACUGCUCGGCCGCCAAAAACAGCCCACUCAGUCGCUGUGUAAAACGCCGCGCGCGGCGCGGCCGCCAAACAGCUCGCUGGCGCAAAGCAGCGCGCAGCAAUGGUCGAGUCCGAGGAGGCCGUGGCCGAAGCGCUGCUGAAAGCAGUCGGAGUAGACGACCACGAGCCCGAGGUCGUCGGCAUGGUGCUAGACGCGAUGCACCGCGCGGCGCGCGACGCCUUAGGGGAUGCGCGGGACUUGGCACUCCACCGCAACGAAACGAAGAUCGAGGCGCACGACGUUAGAGCUGGCGACGACCUGAACGCGGCCGCGGGCUAUUCGAGACGACCGCCGCCGGCGCGCGAAAAUGCCAUAGCGGCGGCCGCUUCCGUGAACGCGGCACCACUAAAUCUCGCGGACGGCCACGGCGUGCGCCUGCCGAGUGAAGGCAACCUCACGACGCGCGGUUAUUCCCUGGAAGCGCGCAACGACGACCUCGAGUCGAUGGCCUCGCGCUACAAGUCCUAACAUUCACACUAA
Pelagomonas calceolata is the source of this 662-nucleotide messenger RNA. The record is from the annotation of a GenBank genome assembly. NCBI's taxonomy places the organism in Eukaryota, Pelagophyceae, Pelagomonadales, Pelagomonadaceae.